AUUUUUUUGGUGAGGGGUUCUGUAUGUAAUGAUAGAUUUGGAAAUGUUAUUUGCACAUGUAUCAUCUAUAACAAAUUGCUUAUUUUCUCAGGGAAGGAGAUGGUAGGAAAAGAGUUAGCAAAAGAAUUUGGUACUCAAAAUUUAAAAAAAUUAACGUUAAGAUUUUGCAAGGGUGAAUGUUGAAAACUAUCUUUGCAUGUAUUUCGAAAAUAAAAAACCAUUAUCAAAAUUUAAAAAAAAAAGAAUAAAUGCUAAAAUUUGUUUUUACACAUAAUUGUGGGAAAAAAUCAUUUUCUAAGUGUAACGGGAGCAACGAUUGAACAUCGAUUCCUAAACUCAACCCACAGCCCUUAACGCAGGGCACUUUAGUAGAUCACAUCUAUGGAUUCAGCCCGACUCGGAGAUAGAGGAUGUAGAACCCGCGGUACGCUGGGAAUUGUAGUCCAAGAGCCAUUUCAGGAACUCCAGAUGAAACCGCGAAGAGGCUAAAGGCGCCAUUUCUUCCGGCGCAUGCGCACACCACAAAAGGCGGCAGCAUGGAGGAUCCAUCUGUUCAACCCGGCAAGAGAAAACGCGAGGAGGAAGAAAAGAAGGAGGAAUCCGACUUGGUUCCUGGACCAGGAGGAGAUAAAGAGGCCGUUGGGAACGGAACCACUGCCUCCACCCGUUUUCCUUUCUCUGGCUUCCGAUUGCAGAAAGUGCUCAAAGAGUCCUCGCGGGAUAAAAUCAUUUUCCUCCAUGGGAAGGUAAAUGAGACUUCUGGGGAUGGAGAAGGGGAUGAUGCAGUUGUCAUUCUGGAGAAGACUCCCUUUCAAGUGGACCAGGUGGCUCAGCUCCUGUUGGGGAGUCCUGAACUCCAGUUGCAAUUCUCCAAUGACAUCUACAGCACCUAUAAUCUGUUCCCACCAAGGCUGCUGAGCGAUAUAAAGACAACAGUGGUUUACCCUGCCACAGAGAAGCACUUGAAAAAGUACUUACGUCAGGACCUCCAUCUGGUUCGGGAGACUGGGGAUGAUUACAAGAACAUCACUCUACCCUAUCUGGACUCACAGAGCCUCAGCAUCCAGUGGGUAUAUAAUAUUCUGGAGAAGAAGGCUGAAGCUGACAGAAUUGUAUUUGAAAACCCAGAUCCUUCAGAUGGCUUUGUUCUCAUUCCUGACCUCAAGUGGAAUCAAAAGCAAUUGGAUGACCUCUACCUAAUUGCCAUCUGCCAUCGCCGGGGAAUCAAGUCCCUACGAGAGCUCACUGGGGAACAUUUACCUCUACUUAGGAACAUCUUGCGAGAGGGGCAGGAGGCCAUCCAGCAGCAGUACCAAGUGAAGGAGGACCGUCUUCGGGUUUAUCUGCACUAUCAGCCCUCCUAUUAUCACCUGCACGUGCACUUCACUGCCUUGGGCUUCGAGGCACCUGGCUCAGGUGUGGAGCGGGCACACCUGCUGGCUGAUGUGAUUGAGAAUCUAGAAUGUGACCCACACUAUUAUCAGCAGCGUGCCCUUACAUUUGCCCUGAGGGCUGAUGAUCCCCUACUUAAGCUUUUUCAGGAGGCCAAGAAGAGCUGAGGACCCACAUAGAGGGGUUCUCAUGUGGGGAGAUAAAAGGAAUUUUUAUUACUGUUGGAUUUUUAAAACAUCUUUUUGUACUGGUUUGUUGUCUGUACUAAUGAAUAAAGUAUCUGGUUCACUAGA
This is a messenger RNA of Antechinus flavipes (yellow-footed antechinus), 1685 nucleotides long. It is a transcript of the gene DCPS, whose product is annotated as decapping enzyme, scavenger. NCBI's taxonomy places the organism in Eukaryota, Metazoa, Chordata, Mammalia, Dasyuromorphia, Dasyuridae. The coding region runs from base 537 to 1559 and encodes 340 amino acids. The record is from RefSeq and is a predicted model, not a curated record. The transcript has 6 exons. Gene Ontology annotation, molecular function: hydrolase activity; RNA 7-methylguanosine cap binding. Gene Ontology annotation, biological process: deadenylation-dependent decapping of nuclear-transcribed mRNA. Gene Ontology annotation, cellular component: nucleus; P-body.